This is a messenger RNA of Ambispora gerdemannii, 1113 nucleotides long. NCBI's taxonomy places the organism in Eukaryota, Fungi, Glomeromycota, Glomeromycetes, Archaeosporales, Ambisporaceae. The record is from the annotation of a GenBank genome assembly.
AUGUCCGAACAACAACAAUAUUCAUUUCCACAACAACAGCAACAAUCUUCGCCUCAACAACAAUACCAACAACAACAACAACAGUAUCCACCACCUCCAUCACAAUAUUCGCAACAACAGAGACAACAAUACUCAUUUCCACAACUGCAACAACCAUAUAGAAGUCCAACACCACUUCAACAACAGCAAUAUUAUUAUACUGAUGAAAACGGAAGCGGAAGAAACACAUCAAUAAACGACGAAUAUCCACCGCAAAAAUUUUCUAAUGAUCAGAAAUCAGCACAAGGCGUGCGAGCCGCGUUGGAUGAUGAUUACGAACAGAAAUUAGCGUCUGGACGAUCAGAAUCACCAAUUGCGGAUCCUGGCGGAUGGCAAUAUCGGCCACCUCAUUAUGGUCACAUUAUAACAAAAGGCGAAAUAAUUAAUCGAAUUGUAUCAUAUUAUGAAAUGUUUAUUGUUAAUGCCUUUCUUUUGGGAUACAAAGUUCUCGAGAAUGCACACCAAGCAGUCGUCGGUAGCACAUACCGAAUAAUAUUAUUCGACGCAUGCACUGAUCGUUGGAGAAUUGAAGAUUUCGACUUCUGUGCCGCAUCACGACUGAUAAUUGGAUUAAUAUUCGGUGCAAUAAUUUACUUUAUCAUAACAGGAUUGGUCGCGAUUGGUAUAGCCAUAGAACUUCGCCGUAAAGGAUUCCAUUCGUCAUUCACCGCAUUAUGGAAUUCGCCGCUGUUCCUGUUUUGUUUCUUUUUUCCGGAAAAUAAACGUGUAGACAUUCUUACUGUCCCUAAUAAAUAUGUGAAUUUAGCGCUUUGGACGCGUGCUCAUAUCCAGCGAAUUGCGAUGGCUGUUUAUGCGUUUGUUUGUGUGGUUUUGGUACUUCAUUCUUUGACUAAGGGAGUUGCCGAGACAUCUCGAAUCAGAGGAGAAAAGGGCUUAUCUGACGGAAUAAAAAAAUAUUAUAACUCGCAUUUGGUCCCAUACUAUGUUACGUUAUACAUUUUUUUCAAAACACUUACGACAAUGUUAAUUGAGAUCUUUCAAGAUAAAGAGAUUCGAAAUCGACCUGAAUUAAUUGGACGUUAUUACCAAGCAAUCAAAGCCGAUAAUAAUUAA